UUUUCAUUUUCGUUGCUCUGCGGAAGGUACAGUUUCUCUUCUCUAAUUUGUUCAGGUGUUCUGUGGUACAGUUUUCCUUCUCUAAAGUUGGUUCUUUAUCGCUCCCACGUUCUCUUCUUGCCAUAGAACACUGACCCAUCACCGGCAGAACUGCGAUAACCUGGCCCAUCUGGCUGCAGAACUAGCCUGCUUGCCGAGCAGCGUUGUGUAGUUGUAUGGAAUUUGGUGAGCUGGUUAUUUCACCUCUGCACGACACCGUCUGUCACUUCAGCGUCUCACCCGAGCACCGUAGUCGCCGCUUGUGCUUGCACUUGUGUCCCCAGGCGCUCGACGAGCGCAACGCGGCUAAUGUCAUCGGGCUUCUAAGACGAGUGGUCUUCUACCUACACGCCCUGCUCAGCACCGUGCUAGAGAACGUCGGCACCAUGAACGAUUUCGCUAAAUUGGGCAAUGCGCGACCGGCGCUGGAGCCAAAGUCGAUGCCGAUCACGCAGGAUUACUCCAUUUCGGACCAUGUGCUUGGACUCGGAAUCAACGGAAAAGUUGUGGAGUGCUACGACAAGGCCAAGGGUUCCAAGUUCGCCCUCAAAGUUCUCAGGGACAAUGUCAAGGCACGCCGGGAAGUGGACCUUCACUGGCGAGCCAGCAACUGCAAGCACAUUGUGAACAUAGUGGAUGUCUAUGAAAAUGUUUACGGUGGUAACCGAUGCCUUCUAGUCGUCAUGGAAUGCAUGCAAGGAGGAGAGUUGUUCCAAAGGAUUCAAGAACGAGCUGAAGGUGCCUUCACAGAACGAGAGGCUGCGGAGAUUAUUCGAGACAUAUGCAAAGCUGUCGCUCAUCUUCAUCGCAUGAACAUUGCCCAUCGGGACCUAAAGCCUGAGAACCUGCUGUACUCCAAGCCUGAUGACAGUGCAGUCCUUAAACUGACGGACUUUGGCUUUGCCAAGGAAACUACAAAUUUCAACUCAUUACAAACACCGUGCUAUACGCCAUAUUACGUUGCUCCUGAGGUCCUAGGUCCUGAACGGUAUGACAAGUCCUGUGACAUGUGGUCCCUGGGUGUCAUCAUGUACAUACUGCUGUGUGGAUUCCCACCAUUCUACAGCAACCAUGGCCUGGCCAUUUCUCCUGGCAUGAAGAAGCGCAUUCGAGCUGGGCAGUAUGACUUCCCCAACCCGGAGUGGAAGAAUGUCUCGCAGGAUGCAAAGGACCUGAUCAAGGGCCUGCUGCGGACUGACCCCACCCAGCGGCUCACCAUUGAAGAAGUGCUGGUGAACAAGUGGAUUGCGAAGUACACGGAGGUUCCGCAGACACCCUUGUACUCUGUGCGAGUGCUUCGUGAGGAAGGGGACCAGUGGCCUGAAGUGCAGGAGGAAAUGACACAAGCCCUGGCCACCAUGCGGGUUGACUAUGACACGGUGCAGCUCAAGCAGCUGGCAGACACCAACAACCGGCUGCUCAUUAAGCGGCGACAGCAACGCAACAACUGAGGCCUCUCUGACCAUCUAGGCUGAUGUGGGAGCAUGCUCCAUCUCACUGUUUCAAACUGUACACCCAUCAGGGUACAAGCUUUCCAUCUCACAUGAAGUGAAAUGUAACAUAAGCACAUAAUGUGCGGUUUUAUUUUGGAUUUGUAGCAGAUUUCUGAUCAUAUGUUUGGUUACCAAAGUGUUUAGGGUUUAACUGAUUAUUGGUCUUAAAUGACCAAAAAAACCAAGUGCCUGAUUAUUGUUGGGAUGUUUUGUAUUAUAUACAGAUAAAUUUUUUUUCCGCAACCCAACCCAAAA
Dermacentor albipictus is the source of this 1787-nucleotide messenger RNA. RefSeq names its product MAP kinase-activated protein kinase 2 (gene MAPk-Ak2). Gene Ontology annotation, biological process: peptidyl-serine phosphorylation; intracellular signal transduction; protein autophosphorylation. The record is from RefSeq and is a predicted model, not a curated record. Gene Ontology annotation, cellular component: cytoplasm; nucleus. Lineage: Eukaryota; Metazoa; Arthropoda; Arachnida; Ixodida; Ixodidae. Gene Ontology annotation, molecular function: calcium-dependent protein serine/threonine kinase activity; calmodulin binding; mitogen-activated protein kinase binding.